AUGGGACAACAAUAAACUUAGGAACCCAGACCAUUAAAUGUGCUAGUCAAAGAUGUGGCUACAUUUAAUCUGUUGACUAAAUCUCCAACAAUUAAAUAAUGCUUAGGUAAAUAAUUGCUGGCAGAAGUAACAAAAAAGAAAUAAGAUUUAUUUGAAUCCUUCCCCUUUUUUAAAAAGUAAGAUGACUUAUGGAUUGGAGUAUUUGUGGACAAGGAAUAUUUUGUAAUUACUUAGCAGAAAUUCUAAUAUUGUAGACAAUUGUUGGAGGAUUUGUAAUCAAUUUUAAUGUUUGAUUUUUAAAAUGAAGAAGGCACUUGUCAAAUAUGUUUUGCAAAAAAGAUAGAUAAAUUACUCCCUUGUGGACAUAGUUAUUGUUAAGAUUGUAUUGAUGGAUGGUUUACAACCAAAGAACAAGACUCCUGUCCAAUGUGUAGAUCCCAAAUAACCAAAUUAAAAAUGAAGAAUGAAUCCUAUAUUGUACCAAAUGAGGCAGAACUGAUAGAAUCCUUUAAAGAGUAGCUCUUUAUGCAAUUAACCUAGUAGAAAUGA
Molecule: messenger RNA, 549 nt
Organism: Paramecium tetraurelia
Lineage: Eukaryota; Ciliophora; Oligohymenophorea; Peniculida; Parameciidae
Exons: 2
Biological process (GO): protein autoubiquitination
Molecular function (GO): ubiquitin-protein transferase activity
Source: RefSeq, a predicted model, not a curated record